ACACAUUAUUCGAACCUUCCUUCUAGUUUAUAAAACUUUGGCGUGGUUGGAAAACAAGUGUUGCAUAAUAGAAGUGAAAAAAUAAAUGGAUGUGGCUAAGGUAAAGGUACAUCAUCAACAUGGCUCUGCGGAUAACAAGGAUGAAGAAGUUGUGCUUCCUGGGUUUAGAUUCCACCCCACAGAUGAAGAGCUUGUCGGGUUUUAUCUUCAAAGAAAGGUGGAAAAGAAACCUCUUCGAAUUGAACUCAUCAAACAGGUUGAUAUCUACAAAUAUGAUCCAUGGGAUCUUCCAAAAGUGAAUUCCUUUGGGGACAAAGAGUGGUAUUUUUUUUGCAUAAGGGGGAGAAAGUACAGGAACAGUGUAAGGCCAAACAGGGUAACAAGGUCUGGGUUCUGGAAAGCCACAGGAAUUGACAAGUCCAUAUAUUGUGUGAAAGAACCACAUGAAUGCAUUGGCCUCAAGAAGUCUUUGGUUUACUACCGUGGAAGUGCUGGGAAAGGCACCAAAACUGACUGGAUGAUGCAUGAGUUUCGCCUUCCACCCAAUGCAAAUUCCAACAACAAUAAUCCACUUCCUAAUGCUACCAAUGACCUUCAAGAAGCUGAGGUGUGGACACUAUGCAGGAUAUUCAAACGCACCCCAUCCUACAAAAAGUACACUCCAAAUUUGAAAGAUUCUACACCAGUCACCAAACCAAACCCAUGCACCUUAGAUUCUGACAAUUGCAAGCCAUAUUUGAUUUGUAGAGACCCAUUAGUGAUGCAACAAAUUGAAAGGAAACCGGUUAUUGGACAGGUUGAUGACAAUAAUAAACACUUAUUUUUAGGUCAGUUUGGUUCAGUACCUCAUCAUCAGGCUCCAUCAAAUAUGCCUUACCCCAGUUUGUGGAAUCAGAAUGUUGAAGAUUAUGCAUUUGCCAAUGAGAAUUGGGAUGAGCUAAGAUCUGUGGUUCAGUUUGCUAUUGAUCCAUCCACAGUCUUUGAUUGUACAGAAACAUAUGUACCACCCUACUUUUCUUAGGUUGGAGUGAGUAGCUUCGGUAUAUAGAUGUUACAUAUAUAUAUAUAUAUAUUGUAUGAACAUAUACAGGUUACAGUUGUCAUCAUUCUGACUUUUUUUUCUUGAAUGUAUACGUAUAUGCAGAACUUUGCUGGUUUUACUAUGUUUUGUUGUAAAACCUAAACUUGACUAGUAUCUUGUCAUUUAUAUCCCUUUCCCAUUGAGUAUUGGUUCAAUAAAACGUUGCCUUGAUUUAUUAAUUUAU
Messenger RNA from Abrus precatorius (Indian licorice), 1265 nucleotides. Its product is annotated as transcription factor JUNGBRUNNEN 1-like. Gene Ontology annotation, biological process: regulation of DNA-templated transcription. Gene Ontology annotation, molecular function: DNA binding. Lineage: Eukaryota; Viridiplantae; Streptophyta; Magnoliopsida; Fabales; Fabaceae. The transcript is spliced from 3 exons. Bases 86 to 1021 code for a protein of 311 amino acids. The record is from RefSeq and is a predicted model, not a curated record.